Messenger RNA from Dreissena polymorpha, 1341 nucleotides. Its product is annotated as chromosome partition protein Smc-like. The transcript has a single exon. NCBI's taxonomy places the organism in Eukaryota, Metazoa, Mollusca, Bivalvia, Myida, Dreissenidae. The record is from RefSeq and is a predicted model, not a curated record. The coding region runs from base 1 to 1341 and encodes 446 amino acids.
AUGAAAGCAGUCGCUGAAGACAGUAACAAGUUCAGAAGUUGUUAUUCGUCCGCCUAUGUUACGGCUAACCAGUCCGUAGAAGGUAGCCCGGCCAAUGUACCUGUGAGACAGCUGAUUGAGAUCCCCGUCCGUUCACCGAACAAUCAGACAGAGGCAGGUGAUGUCACGUCUUGGGCCUCUGGUUCCCGCACUUCAUCCAUCAGCUCUGCGACAAAUAAGGGCUCAUUCCGCACCAACAUGAGCUUCAGUCACAUGCAGGACAGCCUCUCAUCUGAUCUUCACUCAGAGAUGGAUGAAAUUGAGAUGGACCUGAACAACGUCUCCAAGAGGGACCUGAUGGGCGUAUACAAAGACGUGGUACAAGAACGAGAUAAGUUAAAGUCGACGAUGAUUCAGUGUCAAGACCGCGCUUCCCGACGUAUCUCGGAGCUGAAAAAUCAGAUAGCCAUGGGACAGCAGGCAAAGAUAAUAGAACUCCUGAAAGAGAGCAAAGAACAGCAGGCGGCUAUGCUAACCGAUAAAGCACGCGUUGACCAAGAAUUAAGGGAGCUGCAAGCCCAGUUUCAAAAACUGCAGAGUUCCCUCGAGAGUAAGUUACAGCAGCAGGUACAACAGGCACGGGAGAUGAUAGAACAGUUAGAGACAGACAGACAGAUAGCAAUUGCAGAGGUGAAGCAGCAAGUUCAUGAUGAAGACAUCUUAAGAUUUAGGUCACAGGCACAGUCACUCGGUCAGGAGUACACGCAACUGAAGGAACACGUUGACAAAAUGGAGAAAGCUUCAACAAAUCAUUUGGAAAAAGCCCGUGCAAAUCAGUUGGCGAAAGCUCGUGCAAUCUUCAAGCGGUUAAAAGCAGAGAAGUCGGAGGCGAUUGCUAAGAGUGAGUCGAGACUGAAGGAAUAUGAGAACAAAAUGAAAGUGGAGAAGGAGAACCUGCAGAAACAGGGCAAUGACUUCCAGAAUAUGGAACGAGAAGUUAACCAAUUGCAAACGAGACUGGCACAAAGUGAGGAGAAUUUCAGAAAGAUGAAUGAACAACACAUCCGCACACUUCUGGAGAGAAGUGAGUUGGGUAUGUUGGUCCGUCAGAUGCAGGCUGAGGCCGAUAGACAGAAGGAGGAGUACGAGAGACCGUUAGGCGAAGCUGGUCACAUGUCAGAUGCUUGUCUUGCCCAGUUGGCUGCGUACCAUGAGAAACACGAAGUGGAGAUCCUGACCCAGCAUCAGACGAGUUUGCAGGAGAAGGCUGAAGAACAUGCAGCACACCAUCAGGAGGUAGUCAAUGGAUACAAGGCUCAGAUAAAGGCUGCUAUUGAAGACCAAGCGAGGGUCUUUGAGUAA